This is a messenger RNA of Echinops telfairi (small Madagascar hedgehog), 681 nucleotides long. RefSeq names its product NK2 homeobox 4 (gene NKX2-4). The transcript is spliced from 2 exons. The record is from RefSeq and is a predicted model, not a curated record. Gene Ontology annotation, biological process: regulation of transcription by RNA polymerase II; cell differentiation. Gene Ontology annotation, cellular component: nucleus. Gene Ontology annotation, molecular function: DNA-binding transcription factor activity, RNA polymerase II-specific; RNA polymerase II cis-regulatory region sequence-specific DNA binding. Lineage: Eukaryota; Metazoa; Chordata; Mammalia; Afrosoricida; Tenrecidae. Bases 1 to 681 code for a protein of 226 amino acids.
AUGAGGAAAGCCAAGGGCAAUGAUCUUUCCAAGAAACACCAACAGACCCCUUUACCUUUCCUGGCCUCCAUGAUGGCAAACGGGGUCUCCAGGUUCAUGGGGCCGUCGGCGGGCGUGAACGUGGCCGGCAUGGGCUCGCUGACGGGCAUCGCGGACCCCGCCAAGUCGUUGGCCCCGCUGCACGCGGCGGUGCCGCGACGGAAGCGCCGCGUGCUCUUCUCGCAGGCGCAGGUCUACGAGCUGGAGCGGCGCUUCAAGCAGCAGAAGUACCUGUCGGCGCCCGAGCGCGAACACCUGGCCAGCAUGAUCCACUUGACGCCGACGCAGGUCAAGAUCUGGUUCCAGAACCACCGCUACAAGAUGAAGCGCCAGGCCAAGGACAAGGCCGCGCAACAGCUGCAGCAGGACGGCGCUCUGGGCCCGCCGUCGCCGCGCCGGGUGGCCGUGCCCGUGCUCGUCAAGGACGGCAAGCCGUGCCAAAACGGAGCCGGCCCCCCGACGCCGGGGCCCGCCGGCCCGCAGCCGCCGGCCCCGACGCCCGCGCCCGAGCUCGAGGAGCUGUCGCCCAGCCCUCCGGCCUUGCACGGCCCCGCGGGCGGCCUCGCGGCCCUAGACGCAGCGGCCGGAGACUACGGCGGCGGCGUGCUGGGGACCAACCUGCUCUAUGGCAGGACUUGGUGA